Messenger RNA from Pogonomyrmex barbatus (red harvester ant), 2109 nucleotides. It is a transcript of the gene eve, whose product is annotated as segmentation protein even-skipped. The record is from RefSeq and is a predicted model, not a curated record. Gene Ontology annotation, cellular component: nucleus. Gene Ontology annotation, molecular function: DNA-binding transcription factor activity, RNA polymerase II-specific; RNA polymerase II cis-regulatory region sequence-specific DNA binding. Lineage: Eukaryota; Metazoa; Arthropoda; Insecta; Hymenoptera; Formicidae. Gene Ontology annotation, biological process: regulation of transcription by RNA polymerase II.
CUUUGAUGCCCGUAAAUUUGCGAUUUUCGCGAAUUUUUGCGUAAUAAAAUCGAGAGUUAUUCUUUCACAUUUAUUCUUGUUUAUUUUCUUGCUUAACUAACAUUUCUCCCGGGAUGUUUUGCGAAGUUCCGUGUUCGCUAAGAAAAAUUUUCAAUUGUAACGCAUUACGGAUAAUAAUAUUGUACAUAUUUGUCAUUCGCAUCUUAUGUAGCGUUCCUUGUACGAUUUUCCGCGUCAAUAACAUACCGAGAUGUAGGCGUUUAACGAAAAAUUUUGAAAUUCUAAAUCAACAGACUCGCGUUAUUCCGCGUUCGCAUGCGUCUCGAUGAUAGAAAAUUAUUGUAAUCGUUCGGACGUGCUUGCGCAAAAUAUUGAUGAUUAUUAGUGCAACUAGCUGAAUCGACAAUGAAAUAAUAUCUUUGACCGUCAACAAACACACGAUCAUCAGCUAUUAAUUAAAAUCCCGUUUUAAAUUCGUAUGAUGGCUUGCAUUUUUCUUCGCUCGAUAUUUGUGAUUUUGUUUAAGGAAAUUCCGAUCAUUUCGAAGUUCUCAAUUUAGCAUAUUAAUGUCAAACACAUACGGAUGUUCGAAUAUUGGCGGCGGCCGAGCACGUGUUAUAUACACGAGUGACGCAACAGAACAAAAUGAUUAACAUACACGUAUGUUUUGGCUGUAGAUUAAAGUGACAACAUGAAGAACAAUCACUACGAGGAAGAGAACGACGACAAUAUGGAGGAGGAGGAAAACAUUAUCGUCGACGGGGUGAAUAAUUCGUCGCGCAGCUUGCAUGUCGAUAAUGAACCGCAACCGUCGACUUCGCGUGGGAUUACACACCCGCCUCAACAGCAGCCUCAGCAACAACAGACGCCGAUUCCUCCUAUAGAUCCUAACGUCAGGAGAUACAGAACCGCCUUUACGAGGGAACAAUUAGCUCGCUUAGAAAAGGAAUUUACAAAAGAAAAUUACGUGUGGUUCCAAAAUCGGCGCAUGAAGGACAAGAGGCAGCGGUUGUCCAUGACGUGGCCCUUCCACGUCGCGUAUGCGACGGAUCCGGCGAUCGCGGCAUCCCUGUUCGCGGCCGCCUCGAGCUCUCUCACGCACAUGGGUUAUCCGCCGACUAUGUCAGCGACCUCGCAUCUAGCCCCCUCGGCGACGGGGUUCUCUUAUCAGCGUCUCCCGUUUCCGAGCCCGGUCUCCGCGCUCCAUCGACCGCAUCCGCGCAACCUGACCGCGCCGUAUCUGUUACCAUCGCAUCUACCCCAGCCACCUGCCCUGCACGUCCUGGGCAUUCCGACGCACUCGACGACUCUCGCCAGCCACGUCUUUCCUCCCAUCGGCAGCUCGUCAUCGUCCACCUCCAUGGGCUUCCAUCGACAGAUAUUCGGCUCAGCCGAGCUCAGCCCGGUCAACUCGGACACCUCGGACAACCCCAGCGAGUGCGAGUGCAGCAUCAAUGGCUGUCAACAGUCGCAGUCGCAACCGCACCACUCGUCUCAGCAGCCGCCGCACCCGCACGUGCACCAUUCGCAUCACCCGCGAUGCCUGAACCCGAGCGUGACCUCGGCCGUAACCUCGAGUCUGGUGCAGCAACGCGAUAGACUCAGCGGUGGCGAUCAAUCGCAGCAGGUGAGACUGAACGGUAUGAGCAUGCCGAUUGUAACGGUAGUGCCGUAUGACAACAAUCCGAGCACUUCAUACAAUCACUUGGCGAUUCCUUCGGGAAUCUCAUCGUUGCCGUCAUCCUUGCCCUCGAACCAACCUGAGCAGUCGCAGCAACAGCAAUCGCAGCAGCAGCCGCAGCAGCAACAACAGCCACAGCCGCAGCCGCAGCCGCAGCCCAAGUUGUUUCAGCCGUACAAGAACGACUCGACAGAUGAUGACAAGCCCAAUCGUAAUGGUACGAUAUAAAUAUUAUAAUUUUUAAUAUAAAGUAAUAAAAAAACGAAAUGAAACAACAUGAGAUAUGAUCCUGAAUUUGCGUUUAUUCAAAUCAUAUCCCACUGUUCUGUAUAUAUACUUAUGUGCAUGUGUACAUAUUUAUAUAUAUGUAUAUAUUGCGCUCUUCCUAAUUAUUCAAUCCCUAUAUACGUCGUAUAUCGCAUGGUUAU